This is a messenger RNA of Chlorella variabilis, 1702 nucleotides long. RefSeq lists its product as hypothetical. The coding region runs from base 15 to 1406 and encodes 463 amino acids. Gene Ontology annotation, cellular component: cytoplasm. The record is from RefSeq and is a predicted model, not a curated record. The transcript has 16 exons. Gene Ontology annotation, biological process: fructose 6-phosphate metabolic process; glycolytic process. Gene Ontology annotation, molecular function: 6-phosphofructokinase activity; ATP binding. NCBI's taxonomy places the organism in Eukaryota, Viridiplantae, Chlorophyta, Trebouxiophyceae, Chlorellales, Chlorellaceae.
UGCGCUUAGACUCCAUGUUGCAAGAGCCGGGGGACGGCAGCACCAUCCACUGUCCCAGCCUGCGGGACGAGCUGGAGGCCAGGCCCUCCCCAUUCAUCACACACAACUACUUCGGCGGCGGCUUCGUGUCAGAUGAUGAUCGUGUGUGCCUGCAAUCCAUCAAGUUCGCCACUGAGCGGUCGGCCGGCAGCAAGAGCCAGAACAACCUGGCGGCGCUGCGCCCCAUUCGCAUCUCCGAAAACGCCCGCGCCGACACCACCCUCACCCUGCCCGACCACGCCAUUCGCUCGGGGCCGCGCGAGACCAUCUACCACAACCCCAAGGACACCCACGUGGCGAUCUGCACCGUGGGCGGCAUCUGCCCAGGCCUCAACGACGUCGUGCGCAGCCUGGUGCACAAGGCUCUUGACUACGGCGUGCCAGAGAGCAACGUGUUGGGCAUCCGGUUUGGCUUCCGCGGCUUUUACGACCGGGACCACAAGCCUGUGGUGCUGACGCGCAGGAUGGUAGAGGAGAUCCACCUGGAGGGAGGCACCAUCCUGGGCACCUCCCGUGGCCUGCCAAACGUAGCGGGGAUUGUGAAGCGGCUAGACCUCUGGAAAAUUGACAUCCUGUUUGUGGUGGGCGGCCGCGGCGGCAACGCGGCAGCCGAGUCGAUCCACCGCGAGUGCCGCUCCAAAAAGGUUCCCUGCUGCGUGGUGGCGGUUCCCAAGAGCAUCGACAACGACUUGCUGCUCAUCGACAAGACCUUUGGGUUUGAGACCGCUGUGGAGGAGGCGCAGAAGGCAAUCCUGGCGGCCAAAGUGGAGGCUAGCAGCGCAUAUCGUGGGAUCGGGCUGGUCAAGCUGAUGGGGCGGCAGUCGGGCUUCAUCACAGCCUCUCUGGCGGCGGGCAUUGUGGAUGCGGUGCUCAUCCCCGAGGUGCAGUUCACUCUGGAGGGGGAGAAGGGGCUGUUUGCCUAUCUGGAGAACAUCAUCGAGACCAAGGGGCACUGCGUGCUGUGCGUGGCGGAGGGUGCAGGCCAGGAAAUGGUUGACUGCCUGGGAGAGCAGGCCAUGGACAUCACCGGGCGGCCCAUCCUCAAAGAUGUCGGCCUCUGGCUCAAGCGCAAGAUGAAGGCUUACUUCAAGGAUUGCGACAUUAAGUACAUCGAGCCAACCACCAUGAUCAGGCGAGAAGCGUCGAUCCCCACCACGGCGGGGGACCGUGUGUACUGCAAGAUGCUGGCACAUGGGGCCGUACACGCCGCCUUCGCAGGCUACACCGGCAUCACUGUGGGCCUUGUCAACACCCACUAUUGCUACCUCCCCAUCCCGCUCAUCAUCCAGGCGCCCCGCAAGGUGGACCCCACAGGGGAGCUGUGGAACAGGCUGCGCUCAUCCAUCGGCCAGCCCGUGUUCGAGUGAUGGGCCUGGACCCACUGAUGCGACUCUGCCCCAUUGAUGCCCCACCGACCAAGCAUCAGCUCAUACCCCCACCUUUUCUUCAAGAAUGAACUCGCUUAGCACCUUUACUGCUUGCUUUCCCUUGCGAAUGAUGUAUUGCCGUCUUCCAUGCUACUGCCGGCUAAUUUUGCGCCCCUCUGCUCCCUCCGCACGUGUUCCAUGGGAUGGGCGGCUUCGCCUUUUUUUUGUUCUUGCGAUUCAGUUCCUCUCCUUUCGGUAUUUGUCUCGUCCUACAUUGUAAUUAAGCGUACGUGUGC